This is a messenger RNA of Rodentolepis nana, 963 nucleotides long. The record is from the annotation of a GenBank genome assembly. NCBI's taxonomy places the organism in Eukaryota, Metazoa, Platyhelminthes, Cestoda, Cyclophyllidea, Hymenolepididae.
AUGUCUGAAAUGACUGUUGCCAAUAAUCUCAGCGUUUGUAAAGCUUAUGGCAAUCACAUGAUCUGCGGCGGAAGGGACGUCCUCUUUUCGGUCUGGGAUUUAGAAAAGUCAGGAGCUCCCAUAUUCACAGCAAAGAAUGUCCGACCCGAUACUCUUGAUUUAAACGUUCCCAUUUGGCUCUCAGAUGCAUCUUUUGUUGAAGGUUAUGGCAGCCGCUUGUUUGUUACGUCCUCUAAAUAUGGUGAUUUUUGCGUUUAUGAUCUCCGCAGUAAUCAGCGAAGACCUGUGUCUCGUUCAGCUUGGAGAAUUAGUAACAAACAGGGCAAAAAAUCUGUUGGAACGGGGCAUAAUCCAGCAAUGCUGCGGGAUUUAACGGUAACACGACCUAUCACUCGUUGUGUGGCUUAUUCCUCGGCUCCUGGAUCUGGACUAAGGGCUGUUGCAGCUAACGCGAUUGGAGAUAUUUGUCGCUUAGAUUUCCGUGUGCCUCAUAUUAGCCUGGUUUCGGAUAAAGAGGCUGAAAAAAGGAGAAAAGCCAAAUCUGUGGGAGCUAGAGCACCUGUGCCACCAAGUCGUGUGCUGGGAUAUAUGCCACCUUCACUUGGUUCUGUGUCUGCCCUAGUUUGUGGUGGAGCUGGUUGUGCUAAUCUUCCUCAUGCUAUGCCUGGCGCAAGUGUAAAUGAUCAGCCGGUGGUUGUAUCUGCUUCUUUGGACAGGCAUAUUCGGGUCUACCAUCGUGAUACCGGUGUACUUGUCAACAAGAUUUUCACUAAAGCUCCUGUCUCCACUUUCCUCAUUCGCGAAUCGGCUACAGUUCCCCUUACUGGCACUACUGACAAGGAGGGGGUUGAAAAUGGCGAUGAUUGCGAACAGGUCAAUGCAGAAGGUGGCGAUGUUUGGGACGAAAUGGUGACUGUGGAAGAGCCUCCGCUCAAGCGAACGAAGACGGUCAAGCAGAAAUAA